AUGUGUGACGACGACGUAAGCCCCUGGUGGUUUGAAAGGCCCCGGAUGGUCAAGCCGGCUUCGCCGGAGCGACGCCCCUCGUGCCGUUUCCCCUCCAUCUCGGCCGCCCCGUCAUCAGGGUGUGAUGGUCGGCAUGGGUCAGAAGGAGCCUACGUCGGCAGAGGCCCAGAGAAGAGGGGGACCGACUCUCAAGCCCCCACGAGCACGGCCAACCCUGAAAAGAAAACCCAGAUCAUUUUCGAGCCCUUAACAACCGCCAUGUACGGGGCCCAUCCAGGGUGCGUCCCUUCGCCUUGGUCGUACCACUGGUAUUGUGCGGACUCUGGUGAGGCGUCUCUCACACUGCCCCCUCUACAAAGGGUUUAUGCUCUUCCUCAUGCAAACCUUCGUUUUGAUUUGGCUGGUCGUGCCCUCCCGUUUUCCCUGAUAAGAUCUGAUGAGCGGGGCUACCCCUUUCCCACACCGCUGAACGUGAAAUCGUUCGUGCAUCAAGGAGAAAUUUUCUAG
This is a messenger RNA of Penaeus monodon (black tiger shrimp), 507 nucleotides long. RefSeq names its product actin-41-like. Bases 1 to 507 code for a protein of 168 amino acids. The record is from RefSeq and is a predicted model, not a curated record. The transcript has 2 exons. NCBI's taxonomy places the organism in Eukaryota, Metazoa, Arthropoda, Malacostraca, Decapoda, Penaeidae.